This is a messenger RNA of Chelmon rostratus (copperband butterflyfish), 1233 nucleotides long. It is a transcript of the gene kcnk12, whose product is annotated as potassium channel, subfamily K, member 12. Gene Ontology annotation, molecular function: potassium ion leak channel activity. NCBI's taxonomy places the organism in Eukaryota, Metazoa, Chordata, Actinopteri, Chaetodontiformes, Chaetodontidae. Bases 1 to 1233 code for a protein of 410 amino acids. Gene Ontology annotation, cellular component: membrane. Gene Ontology annotation, biological process: stabilization of membrane potential; potassium ion transmembrane transport. The record is from RefSeq and is a predicted model, not a curated record. The transcript has 2 exons.
AUGAUGCCUGGCCAGCGACUGCAAGGCUGCCGCUCCCUGCACCUCAACGAGGACAACGGCCGCUUCGUGCUGCUCGCCGUCCUCAUCAUACUGUACCUGCUGUGCGGCGCUGCGGUCUUCUCGGCCAUAGAGAGGCCCUCGGAGCUGCGGGCGCACGGCCGCUGGAACGGGACGCUCCUCAACUUCAGUGAGACCUUCAACAUCAGCCUGCAGGACCUCAAGUCCUUCCUGCGGGAGUAUGAGGCUGCCAUCGCCGCCGGGAUCCGGGCUGAUGCCCUGAGGCCACGAUGGGAUUUUACAGGGGCUUUUUAUUUUGUUGGAACUGUGGUGUCGACUAUAGGUUUUGGGAUGACAACACCUGUGACAGUUGCAGGCAAGGUGUUCCUGAUCUUUUAUGGGCUUCUGGGCUGUGCCGCCACCAUCCUCUUCUUUAACCUCUUCCUGGAACGCAUCAUCACGCUGCUGGCUGUGGUGAUGAAGGCCGUGAGGGAGCGGCGAAUCAGGAACAGUGGUCUGCUCCCGCCUGGCAUCCGCCAUGACUUCUCAGCCUACUCCCUCCCAGGCUGGAAGCCCUCCGUGUACCAUGUGAUGCUGAUCCUCGGCCUGUCUGCCAUCACUAUCUCCUGCUGUGCAUCAGCCAUGUACACCCCUGUGGAGGGUUGGGCGUACUUAGACUCACUCUACUUCUGCUUUGUCACCUUCAGCACCAUCGGCUUUGGGGAUUUUGUCAGCAGCCAGAGUGCGGCUUACGAAUACCAAAGCCUCUACAGGGUGGCCAACUUCUUCUUCAUGCUAAUGGGUGUGUGCUGCAUCUACUCGCUCUUCAAUGUCAUCUCUAUUGUCAUCAAGCAGGUGCUGAACUGGAUGUUGGAGAAAAUGAGCUGCUUGUUUUGCCAGCGCUGCAAUAAAGCCAGCGCCCUCCUGGGCAGACGCAACGCCAUCCGCCCGGGCACCAAGGGUCGCCAGGGUCGCUCUGUCCAGCCGCCUGACUCAGACGGACCUUGCGAUAGUGACACUGAGGGACGCCGACUAUCGGGGGAGAUGAUCUCUAUGAAAGACUUGGCGGCCUCAAACAAGGUGUCGCUGGCCAUCAUGCAGAAGCAGCUGUCCGAGUCGGCCAAUGGAUAUCCCAGGACAGUCUGCGGCAGCUCACGCCAUAAUGGUUUCUCUGGGGGGGUUGGCGCCCUUGGUAUCAUGAACAACAGGCUAGCAGAGACGAGUAACUCCAGGUAG